CGACAUCUCUCCCUCAAAGGACCACACAUUCUCUCUUCCCUUCGCCUGUCUGUCUCGUCCGGUGCGCUGCCCUCUUACCAAGAUGCUGCGUUACCCGACGAUUUGCACUUUUUCAGUAUGGCGCUUCCACUCCCCUCAGGGUGGCCGACGGGUCAUUUAGAUGAUUGAGACAUUGAGACCUUGUUACUGUUGCUUUAUUGAAAACUGACCUAUCCACUUCGUCCCCGACGCUGCUGCUUACUAGUGCAAUUAUGGGCCCCUUCAAGCGUCGUCUGCCAGCUGAUCAGCGACUUUUGAGUUUCUGGUUAUUGCUUCUAGCCAUGCUAUCCUAUUUGGGCUUUCUCUCAGAUAUAUAUCUACUUCUGUCGGCCAUCAACUACUCAAGAAAAUUUUUGCGAAAGAAGGUCAAAGAGUCAAAAUGAGUGCGGAG
Messenger RNA from Aspergillus ruber CBS 135680, 430 nucleotides. RefSeq lists its product as uncharacterized. The transcript is spliced from 2 exons. The coding region runs from base 252 to 422 and encodes 56 amino acids. Lineage: Eukaryota; Fungi; Ascomycota; Eurotiomycetes; Eurotiales; Aspergillaceae. The record is from RefSeq and is a predicted model, not a curated record.